CUCCUUGCAGCAGCGUAAGGAUUGGGUUGUAUUUUUGGAACAGUGUGUGUGGAUCUGGUCGCCUUGUUAGGUCUGCUAAAACAUUUCCAAUAGCACCAACUGUUGUGAUAGCAGCGCCAGUGAGGGGAGGCAGGGACAGGGAAAGGGGCUUUUCUAUGGCCACCUUGGAAAGCCAUGCAAGAUCCCUGGCUCAACCAGAAAAAAGAAGACAUCCAAAAACAGUUCAACUAAAUAAUCGCAUAUUAGUUUUACCUCUGGGGGGAAAACAUCCGUAACAAAUCUUACUCAGUCAGCACAGAGCCUUUAUGAAGUUCAUGACUCUGAAAUCGAACAGCGAUCAACAGAAGAAGAGUACUGAAAUAAUCAAAGGGAAUAAGAGAUAAUUAAGUAGACUAAAAUGCGCGCCUGAACAAAUUGAUUUGAAGUGUCUAUAGAGUGCAAGGCUACAUGGAAAAUACCCCCAAAAUAUUCAAGAACAAUACAAAGAACAAAUUCUAAACACAGUGUCAAGGAUCUCUUAAAUCGUUUUAAAUGACAGGUGAAGGCGGAUCCAUUCUGACAGAAGAUAUUUUAUCUUGACCAAGAUUUUCAAAAAGUCAUUGAUUUGACUCCGCCUUUAAAACUAUUUUUUUUUGGUCUGCAGUCACAGAAGGGAAGGUAUGAGUGGAGGUCGUUUUGAAUUUGAUGAUGGUGGAGCUUAUUGUGGUGGUUGGGAAGGUGGUAAAGCCCAUGGGCAUGGGAUCUGCACCGGACCUAAAGGACAGGGCGAGUUCUCCGGCUCCUGGAAUUACGGGUUUGAGGUGGUUGGAGUCUACACCUGGCCAAGCGGAAACGCCUAUGAAGGCUUCUGGUCGCAAGGGAAGCGCCAUGGUCUAGGAGUUGAGACUAAAGGACAUUGGGUUUACAAGGGAGAAUGGACUCAUGGCUUCAAGGGGAGAUAUGGCUUGAGGCUGAGUGUUGGUAGUGGGGCAAAGUAUGAAGGAACGUGGAAUAACGGAUUGCAAGAUGGAUAUGGCACAGAGACCUAUGCUGAUGGUGGCACAUUUCAGGGCCAAUUUACUGGUGGCAUGCGACAUGGGUACGGAGUACGUCAGAGCGUGCCUUACGGCAUGGCGGCGGUGGUUCGCUCCCCUCUCCGCACUUCCCUCACAUCCCUCCGCAGUGAGCAAAGUAAUGGCACUCUGCUCCAGCAGGACGUCCCCGUCAUCAUUGCCACCAACGCCGCCGGCCAGGAGGCCCGAGUCACCACACCCACCCAGCUGGGACCCUCCCGGGGUGGCUUCGCCCUCACGCUCCAGGUGGACCCAGACGCCGUCAAGCCCAAGAAGAAGGGCCUGUUCCGAAGGGGGUCUCUCCUGGGGAAACUGAAGAAGUCUGACUCCCGUACUUCCUUAUCCAGCGUGAGGAGUAAGCUAAGCUUCCUGGGAGCGAGGAGCGAGUCAGCGUUGAGUUCAGCGGCCAGCGAUGUGGCCAGCGAUGCCAACUCCACCAUCAGUCUGGGAGAUGAGAGCCUAGCCGGGGCAGAGGAUUUCCCCCCUGUGGAGGCCGACAUCGAUGCCACCACCACAGAGGUAUACAUGGGGGAGUGGAAGAACGACAAGCGUUCAGGCUAUGGAAUAAGCGAACGUUCCAGUGGGCUAAAGUAUGAAGGCGAAUGGCUGGACAACCAGCGACACGGCUAUGGAUGCACCACCUUUGCGGAAGGAGGGAAGGAGGAAGGAAAGUAUAUGAACAACAUGCUGGUGAAGGCCAUGAAGAAGAGGGUUAUCCAACUGAAGGGCAGCAAGAUCAGGCAGAAAGUGGAGCGCAGUGUGGAGGGAGCUCAGCGGGCGGCGGCCAUCGCCAAACAGAAAGCAGAGAUCGCUGCCUCCAGGACGACCCAUGCUAAGGCCAAGUCAGAUGCUGCCGAUCAGGCUUCCCAGGCCUCCAACCAGGAGUCCAGCGUCGCCAGGGUGGUGGCCAGGGAACUGUCCCCUUCCUUCUAUCAGCCAGGCCCAGAGUACAUGAAAAAGAGAGCAUUACAGGAGAUCUCAGAGGCCAAUGAGCACACAGACCCUAUAAUGCAUGAGCAACUGUUAGCAGAGCAACCACUGACACCUGCUGAAAGCCCAAUGCUGCACGACAGGCCUGGCUCCACUCCAGCCUGCACACCCUCCCCCAGCCCGGCCAUCACCCCUCCAGCAUCCAGGCACUCCAAACAGGGCAGCAUCAGCAAAGAGGACUCCCAUCUGCUCGGCCCUGCUGGCUGGAACGGGGACAAAGGUGGUGGAAGUCGGGGGAGCAGCCGUCCCAACAGCAGAACCAACAGCCGACCCACCACCCCCUCGUCCAAUGUGGCCACCACCACUUCCGCCCCUGCCACUGCUCCCCCUGAAGAGUGCCCCACUUCUGCCCCCAUUAGCAGCCGGGGGAACUCCCGCGCCUCCAGCCGCCUGAGCAACAAGAUAGAGCAGGGCUCCGACCUGGAGAUCAAGCCCCUGGAGAAGACGAUCUCUGAUGCUAAAGUGUCCGACGCUACUCCCUUGGUAAGGACCAGUGUCACCUACUCAGAAGAAGAAGUCCCACCCCCUCAUCCCGCCUCCAAAGAGUCUUCCAAAGCUGCCGUCACCCCCGAGCUUAAUGAGGCAGAGCCCAAACAAAGAACAGAGUCGGUCAAUGAACGACCAGUGUCCACUGUAUCUGAGAGCAAACCAGGGUCCAGCGCUCAGUCUGUUAAUAAAGUGCCACCCAAGCCAUCGCCGUCACCAAAGCCAUCGCCAAAACGAGAGGCCAGUCCGGCUUCCAAACCUGCCACACCUGCACCCAAACCAGCACCUAAGAUUGAACCCAAAGCGGAGGCCAAGCUGAUGAAGAACAUGGUAAAGAGCCCAGGUACAAGUGAAGUUACAGAGCUAGAUGAAUUUGAGCAGGGUCCGAACACCAUCAUGAUAACCAUGGUGAUUCUGCUCAACAUUGGCCUGGCCAUUCUCUUCGUACACAUCUUGUCAUGAAACUCUGUCGACCCAGGUCACCAGCUUGCAUUGGUGUUGAGGUAAGAUUGCCCACAUUUUUAAGCAAGGAUCAUCCAGAACAAAGAGACUACCAAGAAAUUCAAGCCUUAUAUGGAAGGAAACUGACAACAGCUUCUCCACACACAGCCUCUUGUGACUGUGUUGAGGCUCUUUGAGGCCAAACUGAUUUUCAGUCUUGGAAUAUCUGGAGCCGAAUUGAAGGACAUAUGAAUCCAUAUGAAUCGAGACUACAGGACAUCAAUGAAUCUGAAUGUCAGGAAGAGGGUCUGAAUGGACACUGUGCUUGUAAAGGGGGGAUCCACUAGUGAGUUUCAGUAUCUACACUGGAGAUGUUGUUGCAUGUUAUACACAAGUUAAGUCUACGCUAUCAAACGGCUUAACACCGACAGAUUAGAGUGGUUGUUGACUGGACAGGUGAGGUUGUGUUCACACAGUUAGCCCAAUUCUGAUAUUUUUUCCUCUAAUUGGUCUUUUGACCAAUCAAAUCAGAUCUUUUCACAUCAGAUCUUUUUUUUUUUUAGAGAGAUGAUCUGAUUGGUCAAGAGACCAAUUAGUGAAAAAAAUAUCAGAAUUGGGCUGUCUGCCUAAACGCAGCCUAAGUGUCAUUAAAUAAUUAGUUAUGUAAUUAGAUAUUCAUUUAACUGAUGUCUUGCCUAUAGAAAUGUAAUCUCUUGGAAAAUCUCAAAUAAACUGAAUAUCCAUCACUCAUUUUUUUCCUUUAAAUUUAGUUUGAUAGAUCAGGGUUUCCCAAACUUGGUCCUCGGGACACCAAGGGGUGCACGUUUUGGUUUGUGCCCUUGCACUACACAGCUGUUUCAAAUAAUCAACUAAUCAUCAUUUGAAUCAGCUGUAAAGUGUUAGGGCAUAAAACAAAACUUGCACCCCUUGGUGUCCCGAGGACCGAGUUUGGCUAACGCUGAGAUAGAUGAAGACAGUAAAGAUUAGCUGUUUGGGGGGGUAACACUCAGUGUUCCAAUUUGUUUAGAAAAAAUAUAUAUUAUGCCAACAUUAGAUUAUCUGUUUUAUUUUUUUGCCAUAUUCUCAACUUUCUUCAGUAGACAUCAGUAAAGACAUCUCACAGUCUCUUUGACGCAGUCUCUUUGACAUCACAGGGCUCUUGUAAAACAUGAAAUAUAGAAUAUUGAUUCGGCAAUGCCUGAGAAUCAGUGAUUCUUUUAACCACAAUGGCAACACAACCCACCACAGCAGUGCAAUGUCAUGUACGGUUAUGUUUUCACAUCAAAUAUUCGCUUUCCAAGGCAAAUGUUUGAGUGUGUCACACUGCACUUGUGUUUAAAACAAUAUCUGUAACGGGAGUGGUACUGCACUAAUAAAAGGCGUUGUAUAAUUCAGUAAGAGGUUUUCAAAUGACACAGAAUAGAGGAUACAUUUUAGGACUUUAACCAGUGUGUGUGGUAUUGAAUUUCUGGUGUAAUGUCUACUGUAUGUAAACUGUUUUCUGUUUGUCUGAUCAAAAGUAAGGUAAAGCACCCUAUUUUAUGGUUUGAUUUCAAUAAAAGCAUGACUAAAUGGAGUCACAGUGACAAACGUGGGUGGGUGGGGGGUCAAUUCUGUCAAAACAAUUCGGGAACAUUUUGUGAAGAUUUUGAGAGGGUAAUUAUUUGAACAAAUGGGUUUGCUUUGUUAGAAUGUAAUUGUGAGCAGUUGUUUAGGGAUUUUGUUGGUCUGUAUGUUUGAGUAGGUCACACUAUUUAAAAUGCAUUUCAUUCAGAACAAA
Salvelinus fontinalis (brook trout) is the source of this 4749-nucleotide messenger RNA. RefSeq names its product junctophilin-2-like. The transcript has 6 exons. NCBI's taxonomy places the organism in Eukaryota, Metazoa, Chordata, Actinopteri, Salmoniformes, Salmonidae. The coding region runs from base 660 to 2990 and encodes 776 amino acids. Gene Ontology annotation, cellular component: plasma membrane; junctional membrane complex; sarcoplasmic reticulum. The record is from RefSeq and is a predicted model, not a curated record.